Molecule: messenger RNA, 659 nt
Organism: Strongylocentrotus purpuratus (purple sea urchin)
Lineage: Eukaryota; Metazoa; Echinodermata; Echinoidea; Camarodonta; Strongylocentrotidae
Exons: 7
Coding region: 23-598 (191 amino acids)
Source: RefSeq, a predicted model, not a curated record
AAGGAAGAACAUUGUUGUCAAGAUGCCUAAGGUUAUUAAGAAGACAACAAGCACAGGCAAGAAAUCCCAUCAGAAGGCUUCAACGUCAAGAUCACGCAAUCGCAGUGACAGUCCUAUCGUUAGGACAGCUGUUAAUGUCAGCCAGAUUUCCAAACCAAAAAGAAAGAAAGCACGAAGCGGUGAUGAUGAAAUGUUCAAGGAGCGUACAGUAUCUGCAAGGACCUUCUCACAUUGGAAACCCAUCACUAAAUCAUCUCAGGCUUUACUUGUUCAAACAAUCGACAGCGCCAUCAUAUCGGUGCUUUCUGAGACAAGCUCUGUGGCAUAUUCAGAUGUGCGAGAUGUUCUAAAUAAUCUGAAGAAAAGGAUACUGGACAAGUCCAGGAAUCUGAAGGCCCCUGCAACUAAACGCCCUAAAUUCAACACACUGGAGGCCGCUUGUCAAAAGUUAGAGAGUGAAGUGGUAGAAGCAUUGAACCAAGAGGAACAAUUAUCAGAGAUGGUGGAACAGAUGACAAGGACAGUGCAAGAAAAGGAAGAAAUCUUGGAGGAACUUGAAAAAGCUGCCAGCAAAACAAAGAAAAAGUCCCAAUUAUGAUAUGUUACAGAGUUUAUGUUUAACAUUCUAAAACUAAUAUUUAAAUACCUAUGAGCACAAA